AUGAACAGAGAUGACGAUGGACAAUGGUUUGUGCAAUGCCGGGUGUAUUGCAUCUUACUCACUGUUGUCUCUGCAGUGUCACAGUGGUGCCAGCAGUUUCAAUUCACAGGUCGUAGAAACAGUCCAGGGACACCGGAACAGAAACUGCUGCAAGGUUUGCAGAUUUUGUUGAAAGAUACUUUGCAGGCCUCUAGCUCCGGAGCCUCAAACAAAAAAGGCAAGGGUAAGGGCUCCGGCAAAAGUAGUGGUAAAAGCCUACCUUCCAAACAGAGAGAUGCGAACCAUGAUGGCAGCUAUGGGCUGAUUCAAGCCUUGCAAAAGCUAACUGCCCGAGCCGCAAAGAAACCACAAGGGUUGCUCCAAAGGUUGAAAACAUUGGUUCAAGUUACUGAACGUGGUAUGUUGCGACCAAACAAGAGAAAGAAAGAUCUGCCGCCGCAUGAGGCGGCCCCGCCAGUGAAACCAAGCACACGAUUCAAAAGUUCAGAGAAUUUGGUAGAUGGUGCUCCUAAGCCAAAAACACGAUGGCAACGCGACAGAUCCUGGAAAGCCCGUGCCCAGGACUGGGGCGUCAAAACUGUUUUGCGUGGCCCCACAGCUCUGUGCAACGCUCUUGACAGUGGGGACACCGGUGCUCUCCUGUGUCAAGUACAAAAUCUGGAUGAUUGGAAUGAAGCCCUCCAAAUUUCUCAUGCUGCUGGUCGCACCAAUGUCACGGUUGUUCUUGAAGCUGCACCUAACAUGUCUCCAGAACUUGGCAAAUUGAGAUAUCAUGGUUGGACAGCCUUGAACACACGUGCAGCUGGUUAUGCCGAUGAUAAAUUGGUCCAGCGCUUGGUUUGGAUUGCGCGGUGCUCGCCAAAUGCACCCACAUUGGUUCCAGGAUCCGUGCUGACAGGCGCCAGGCGGCCUGUUGUCCAGAAACACGGCCAUGAAGCUGAAAACCUGGUUCGAGGAUUUGCUCGCGUCAAAGGCAAAGACAGGGCCCUGCAGUUGAUUAAAGCGAGCGGCUCAGAACACAAAGGAAAUGUCCAGCCGUUGAAAGCAGAAAAUGAUGAUGAUCGCGGUAACGAAGCUAUGGAUGUCAGUCUGAUUAGCGUCCCAGAUGCAAGUGAUGUUGAGGAUGAGCCCAUGCAUGUCCAGGGCACCAAACGCAAAGACCAGGCCAUGUUGACCAGCCCGCAAAAAACUGGUCAUGACAAAAAGAGGAUGAAAGUGCCCGAGUGGCUUCAAAAAGUUCCGAACCCUGGGGAAGGGAAUUGCUUGUUUUACUGUCUAGCUCAGGCGGAGUCUACCCCAGGUAAGUCCCGCAGCCACAGGCAGGUGCGUGCAUUUGUUGUUGCCUACAUGACCAAACACUUCAAGAAAUACGAGGAUUUCUGGGACGGUUUAAGCCCGAGCAACAUUCCCAUGGAGGGUGGGUUUGACGAUUAUUUACAAGCCCUUGAAAAAGAUAAAGCUUGGGCGGGAUAUUGUGAAAUCGAAGCAUAUGGCGAAGCCAUGCGCCGACCUGUACUUGUUGUGCAUGCCAAGGACAAUGUUGUCCAUGCUUUUAAUAGUCAUGGCGAUAAGGAUGUUGUCUGUCUCUGGUACAAGGAUGAACAUUAUGAGCUUAUUGUUCCUUCAGACGCAGAUAUUCAGGCCCUGUGGCAGAAUGCUGAAGACGGUGGCACCAAGGGUUACCGCGGGGCCGCAAAGAAGGCACGCUUGGCUGCCGACAAUGCCCCAAAAGGGGCCACCAGAGGCGACUCCAUUCUUCGCCUUUGCAAGAGAGCAAGCGUGUCACCUGAUGUACCUCACAGAAGCAUUUUGCCUUGGAAGCUGAAGCAUCGCCAGAUGUAUGUGCAACUCAACAAGUUUGCCAAGGAGCAAGGUCCUUGUGGCGGGCGGACUGCUCGUGCCGAGUGGUUAGCCAUGCCUGGUCGCCAAAAAUGCUGGCGUCAGGCUCCCAAAGAGCGCCAAGAGGCGCUGCACAAGGCUUGGCGUUUGAGUGCUACUGAGCGUAGGCAGAUACCUGCACUUUGGGUAGGUGAUUGGAACGAAACUCCUGAUGACAACGCCGCAUCCAUUUUCUUGAAUGGCAGUGUUCUGGCUGUCACGGAUCCUGAUCAAUGGGAUCCCGACCAAGAUUGGGAAUAUUUUCACCAGUUUGCUGAAAAGAGCAUGCGUGAAGCAUUGCACUUGUGUGGCCAGCCCGUGCCUAGGCCGCUCUCAGAGCCUCGGGGUCUGCAGCCGGAUGUGACGGUUGGUUUGGCCAUUGAAAACAUGCAACUGCAAGGGUUGCCAGAUGAGUGGGCUAACAUUUUGAUGUUUGUAUGGGGUCAUCAAGUGCGAUGGCUGUGCUUGGGGAAAGCUGUGCACCCAACGCCGGAGCAUGUCCAGACCUCCAUGCCGCAAGGUGAUGCCUUUGCACCUCUGGCUCUUAUCAUGUUGCUCAUUGGGAUGCCACGACCUGGAGGCUGGCAGAGUUUCAUUUGCGCACGCAUGCGAGAGCUGAACUGGGAAUUUCGCGGUCCAUGGAUGUUUGCACAUGAGGAUUUGGGUCAUGUCGAUUUAUCCAAUCCAGAUGAAGCUGUUGUGAAACUCACCGAGCACAAGGUGAGAGAAAGUUGGCGCCGAGUGCAAUUUGCCCUUUGGAAAAAGCAGUCCCUGAAGAUGAAUUGCAAAAUCGUCUUGCUUGGCCCACACGUGGGUGUGAUGCCUAUGAUAGAGCGGUUCUUCACCACAUGGCCCGGGUCAGGGCCACUAGCCCUCCAAGCCGUGGGAAGCUUCAUAUUGUUGUUGAGGCGCAUUGUGUUGAUGGAACAUCCAUACCAACAUUUUUUGAGCUUGCACGUUGACGGUGACCGCUUGGGUUGGACGACCUUGCCCGACAGCAAGAUGCGAUUUCUCUUGACCAUCAUCGAUGAAGCACAUGAUAUUUUCUGUACAGAUGGGAACCGCACUUUUCUGGAAGAGAAGAUUGAGGCACCACGACAAGUGCUGUUCUUGUCGAGCGUAUCGCAAAACUCAUUUGGUGCAGUGGACUUUCCACCAGCCAAAAAGAUCACAAUGACCCAAGUGGUGCGCAGUACGCAGAGGAUCGUGGCUGGGGCAGCUGCAUUUCAAGCAAGUGCGGCAGAGAAAGAUCAGAUCGGCUCAUUAUGCCCAGCUGGGCCCCCUCUGAAGGCUUUCCUCUUUGAGUCUGAUGGACAGCUUUACGAAAACUAUGCCGAACACACUGUAUCUGCAUUAUUUUUUGUCAUGUGCAUCUACGCUGGACUCAGUUUGCACAAGCGCCUGGCGCUUUUGGUUCCCAACCCUGACUUUCUGGAGGAGUUCCGAGAUGCGUUGCAAAGACAUUUCUUGACGGCACACCUUGCAGGGCGAAACUUCAAGCUGAUAUCGUUUACUGAGUCGCUACGCAUGCUCCCAAACGUCAAAGCGAAGCAGGCCACACAUGCAGACAAUGCAGAGAUGAUAUUGCUGGACACAGUGGAGAAUGCAAAGGGACUGGAGUCACUCAUCGUGGUGUGCAUUGGUCUUGAUCAAAGAGUUGCUGACCAAAGUGCAAAUCAGGUUGGACGUUCCAUUAUUUAUCAGGCUAUCACUCGGGCGCAGCUUCAGGCAGUGAUUGUGAACCAGCUCCUCCGAGGAGGUUGGCUGGAAUUCUUGGGGGUCACAAAAUUCAAAAGUGAUACCUUCAAUGAAUCCACAGCUAUGGCCGAGACCACCACUGCUGCUGCUGAAGCCUUGACGAAAGUGCAGCUGCCAUCGAAGUUGGCCGUUCAGGCCUCGCAGGAAAAUUCAUCGCCAAGAGAAGAUGCCAGGGCGAUCCAAAGAGAUCCUCUGAAGCCGGAUGCUGUGCCACCUUCAAAGCCAAUGUUGGAAGAAGGUCAAGACCCCACAACUGCACCUGAGGCGGGUGACAAGCCCGAUGACAAGUUGGUCGAGAUCAAGGAUUCAUCUGUGUGGGAUGCCGAUGUCAUUGACAUCAAGGAGCCGAUCUCACAGCUGCAGUUUGACCCUCGAUCACCCACGGGACAAGCUGAGGAAGAGGUAGCAUCCUUGGAGGUGCGGAAGUAUCGGUGUCUCACACUGUACACUGUCUUUGAAGUUUUGAGAGGUUUGAUAUGGGGGCACCUGCUUUUCAUGUAG
Molecule: messenger RNA, 4137 nt
Organism: Cladocopium goreaui
Lineage: Eukaryota; Dinophyceae; Suessiales; Symbiodiniaceae
Source: the annotation of a GenBank genome assembly